AAGAAAGUAAAGAAGGAGAAAGAGAAGAAUGAGAAACAGAACAAAAACAAAAACGGUAAAACUACAAAAGUGAAAUAUGCAAGAGCUCAAGCAACGUUUUGGGCGACGCCAACUGGCGGAUGACCUGAAGCAGAAACAGGUAAUACAGGAUCGGCUGCUGCAGAAGAUUCUGUACUCCAAGCGCCUGCUUGUGGACCAUGUGGAGGCACUGGAGCAAUGUGUUCAGGAGCUGCAGGCUUCUUCGCACCCCUGCCGGCAAAUCCUCACCACGAGGAAUGCCUGUCUGAUAUUGGGGGGCACUCUGCUGGAGCACCUGAUAACCCCCAGGAGCAUUCGCUAUACGAUGGUUCCAUCCAUCCUCAUUACCGGCACCUUUGCUACGCUGUGCGCCGUUAAAAGCGUCUUUGUCUGCCGCAACAAAAUGGUGGAGCGCAAGCUGGAGCAACUGGUCAAAACCAUCGAUGAAUUUGGUAACUGCAUCCGUCGAAAUAUGACAUACUUUCAGGAGAUUAUCAUCAUGAAGCAGGCCGAACUGAUAGAAUCCCGUCAGAUUGAGCGUGCCUGGGAUUGCAUUACGUCCGCCAAGGAGGUAACCGAGAUCCUGUAUGAUGCCACCCGCAAACUGGAGACGGACUAUCCCCUGCCGGCAAAAUAUGGCGCCUACUAUGCGGCCAUGGAGGAACUACGAGAGUGCGAGUACUUCAAGAACAAUGUCACGGACUACAGUCCCAAACACAUAAAGGAUUUUCACAAUAUCUUCGCCUAUGUGCAGUCACAAUACCUGCUCCGGCUGGCCCUCACCAUCACCACUCGCCCGUCGCUCUCCCAGCUGAGCGAUGAUCUCGUGAAGAUCGACUGCCUGGUGCGGCAGCUGGUGCAGGAGGAGGAGCAGCACUUCAGCAAUCUGGCGUUGGCCAUGCAGAACAGGAAGCAGUUGGAACUGGUCGAGCUAAACGCCACCAAAGCGGAGCAGCAGCGGAGUGGACCCAUCGCUGUGCUGCAGCACUCCUCGCUGAAACUGAGCGCCUGCAUGGUGGCCGUAGCCGGAGAGUGCCAAGCUCUGGACGUGACCCUUCAGCAGCUGACGGCCACGGAGGCGGCAAACAGGAACAACUCCAAGGAGCUGGUGGCAGUGGCCAACAAUAUGCAUGGCAUCGAGAAUGCUUUGGCCGUUUGUUGUGAUGAUUUCCAGCGAUUGAUGCUCGUGUACAACAAGUUUCUGCACAGCCAGCUGGACUUGGAGGGGGAGUCACCCAAACCCAAGCAAGAUCUGGAUGAUGAGUUUCCCGAGAGCAUUCUGAGGGUUGAGUUCUCACAGAACGUGGAUGCACCGCAGCAGAAGGAUGACUUCUAUGCCUAUAUGUAUGACGAAAACGAGGAGCAUCAGUUUGAAGCAGAGCAGCAUGCUCCGUUUCCCUCACCGGAAAAGGAAUUGCUUAACUUCGAGAAGCGCAUUACCAAGGGCAAGUUUAAGCCUGUCCUCAAGCAGCUCAAGGAUCGCAUCGAUCCCAUUCGGCAGGUGAUGCUGGAGAAGGAGCGGGAGGUCCUGGCCUCCAAGGGCAUAAAUGUAGAUGAGCUCUUUGGCAAAAUUGAAAAUAUUGAGCAGCAGCAGGAGGACAAUCGACUUGUGGAUGCAAAGCACUCUCCCAACGAUUCCUCCUCCAACUCGGAUUCGGAUUUGGACUCUGACGAUGAGGAGGCCUUCAGGCAGCGCAGCAAACAGCACAAGGAGCGUGACAACUUUGCCGAAAUGCGCCAAUUUCUAGCCCAGAAGCAGGCCAUAAAUCUGUUUAAGUUACCGCCACCACCUGUGGCCGCCGCUGAAGAAGAGCUGCUCGAAAGUGAAUGCUAGAAGGAUUGGCUUCUCUUUUCAUUGGUCACGUUGGCCUGUUAUCUCCUUUGCUCUGUGUAUUAUCUGUUUAAGCUUUUAUCAUUUAUCCAACCAACUGGGGAGAUAAACUGCUCGCCAAGCGACGCCCCUUCACGCUGAAA
Messenger RNA from Drosophila elegans, 1992 nucleotides. RefSeq lists its product as uncharacterized. The record is from RefSeq and is a predicted model, not a curated record. Bases 77 to 1852 code for a protein of 591 amino acids. The transcript is spliced from 5 exons. Lineage: Eukaryota; Metazoa; Arthropoda; Insecta; Diptera; Drosophilidae.